Molecule: messenger RNA, 558 nt
Organism: Aspergillus eucalypticola CBS 122712
Lineage: Eukaryota; Fungi; Ascomycota; Eurotiomycetes; Eurotiales; Aspergillaceae
Exons: 2
Coding region: 90-266 (58 amino acids)
Source: RefSeq, a predicted model, not a curated record
UAUAGUCACUUGCUCCAUCGGCUAUCUCCCUCAAGAGCCCACUCCGGAGUAACUCCUUACUGCCAACCAUGGACGGAUCCCGGGGAAAAAUGUCACCUCGUCGUCCGCCUCUAUCUUACGCCUUUACUACUUCCUGUCCGAUCCAUAGUCAUCUCUCUACACAUCGACGUCACAUUCCGGCCCCAUCACGCUCCCCCAACCAUGGGAAUGGCAACGUCAAUUACCCCAAGCCGUUUUUCCCGAGGCCAACCGCACAAUCAUCAUAGCGAUCGAGCUUGUUGUCCACGUUGCCUGCCCCUGCCUUUGCCCCAUCCUUAAGUUCCUGGUUCAAUGUCACCAUGUACUUUGUAGUAUUCCCUCCACCUCUUCUCAUUCAUUCAUAAUGUCCUACCAAUUUCCCUCCUACCCCGCAACGAUUUCCUCUUCCUCUCGUCCCGUCUCAUCCCCUAUUAUCUCCUAGUAGUUCGGACAGCCCAUCCAUCCGUCCAUCCUCUGGUUGUGAGCGCGGCGCGGCUCGAAGUAUACCCAACAUGCCUGGCAAAACAUCCACCUCCCUGC